Mesoplodon densirostris (Blainville's beaked whale) is the source of this 1017-nucleotide messenger RNA. It is a transcript of the gene GPR18, whose product is annotated as G protein-coupled receptor 18. NCBI's taxonomy places the organism in Eukaryota, Metazoa, Chordata, Mammalia, Artiodactyla, Ziphiidae. Gene Ontology annotation, biological process: phospholipase C-activating G protein-coupled receptor signaling pathway; positive regulation of Rho protein signal transduction. Bases 1 to 1017 code for a protein of 338 amino acids. Gene Ontology annotation, cellular component: membrane. Gene Ontology annotation, molecular function: G protein-coupled receptor activity. The record is from RefSeq and is a predicted model, not a curated record. The transcript has a single exon.
AUGCCCACAACAAGCUAUACGAUGACCACCCCUCACAAUCAAGCUCAACCUGGCCCUUCUAUCGAGCCAUAUCCAGACGAAUACAAAAUAGCAGCCCUUGUCUUCUACAGCUGUAUCUUCAUAACUGGCUUGUUUGUUAAUGUCACUGCCUUAUGGGUUUUCAGCUGUACCACCAAGAAGAGAACCACUGUCACCAUCUAUAUGAUGAAUGUAGCACUACUGGACUUGGUAUUUAUCGUGAGCUUACCCUUUCAAAUGUUUUAUUAUGCAAAAGGUGAAUGGCCGUUUGGAGAGUACUUCUGCCAGAUUCUUGGGGCUCUCACAGUGUUUUAUCCAAGUAUUGCUCUAUGGCUUUUUGCUCUCAUUAGCGCCGACAGAUACAUGGCCAUUGUACAGCCGAAAUACACCAAGGAACUUAAAAACACAUGCAAGGCCAUGCUAGCGUGUGUGGGAGUCUGGAUAAUGACCCUGACAACCACCAUCCCACUCCUACUGCUCUAUGAAGACCCAGAUAAAGCCUCCACCACUGCCACCUGCCUCAAGGUUUCUGACAUCAUCCACUUAAAAGCCAUUAACGUGCUGAACUUCACUCGACUGAUUUUCUUUUUCUUGAUUCCUCUGUUCAUCAUGAUUGGGUGCUACUUGGUCAUUAUUCAUAGUCUCCUUCACGGUAAGACAUCUAAGCUGAAGCCAAAGGUCAAGGAGAAGUCUAUACGGAUCAUUAUCACGCUCAUGGUGCAGGUGCUUGUCUGCUUCAUGCCUUUCCACAUCUGCUUUGCUUUCCUGAUGCUGGGAGGGGACGAGAACAGCUACAACCCCUGGGGAGCCUUCACCACCUUCCUCAUGAACCUCAGCACCUGUCUGGAUGUGAUUCUCUACUACAUUGUUUCAAAACAAUUUCAGGCUCGAGUCAUCAGCGUCAUGCUAUACCGCAAUUACCUUCGGAGCGUGCGCAGGAAGAGCUUCCGCUCAGGUAGCUUACGGUCCCUAAGCAACAUAAACAGUGAAAUGUUAUGA